CACUCAAUAUCAUAACCCCGUAUUCCAAAUUGUUUAUUAUCAUCAACAUUCCGGCUACUUUCACGUCCACAACCCCAGCCCCCAAGAGAUAAAAUCCAUCGCUUACUUCCCCAAUUCAAGAUUGUUCUGCUCUUCUUCAGGUGCACAUCCUCCGAUUCCCCCCUUUAAUUUUCAUCAAUUUCACCAAUCUUCAACACCCUUUUCACCGAUUUGCAUAAAGUCACUUGCUUCUUUGUAAUUACGAACGAAUUAUACAUGUUUGUGCUCUGAUUGAUGAAUCGGGUUAUGGGUUAGUGGGGUUUUGUUGGUUUUUUUAGUGGGGUGUUAUUAGUUUUUUACUUUUUAGGUUUUGUUAAGUGUUUUUGGAGUUUUAGAGGUUGGUUAGAACUAGGGUUUUCGAUGAAAAGCCGAUCGCAUCGUCUGCCGACGAUAUCGGACACUCCCGAUGACUGGGGGGACGAGUCGUGGGUGGUGGAUUGUGUUUGUGGUGUUGAUUUUGAUGAUGGGGAGGAGAUGGUUGAUUGUGAUGAAUGUGGUGUUUGGGUGCACACCAGGUGUUCGAGAUAUGUCAAGAGUGAGAAACUGUUUGCUUGUGAUAAGUGUAAGAGUAAGAAGCUUAGGAAAGAGAGUGAGGAAACUGAGGUUGCACAGUUGUUGGUUGAAUUGCCCACGAAAACGUUGCGGAUGGAGAAUCCUUAUUCCGUGAGUUUUCCUGCUCAAAAUCCGUUUCAGGUUUGUUCGGAGAUUCCGUUGGAAGAAAAGGUACAUGUGCACGGGAUUCCGGGUGGGGAUACUUCAUUGUUUAAAGGGGUGUCGUCGGUUUUUAGCCCGCAGCUUUGGAAGUGCACGGGAUAUGUUCCUAAAAAGUUUAAUUAUCAGUAUAGGGAGUUUCCGUGUUGGGAUAAUAAGCGCGACGACGAUGAUGAUAAUAACAAUAAUAAUAAUAAGAAGAAGAAAGAAGAGAUUGAAAACCAUGCUAGUGAUAGUAAUGGUGCGGAUGCAUUGUUUUCGUUGUCGAAGGAGAAUGGUGGGUUAAAAGCUCAGGUUAAUGGGUCGGCUGCAUUGGAUAUGGGCCCACCGACUACUGAUACGAAGAAGCAAGAAGUUGAGAAUAACGAGGGUAGGCGUGCGAGAAAAGAAAAGAGUUUGUUGAAACCGAUUGUGAUUCAUACAGGUGACCAUAAGAAAGACGAUUCGAAGAUGUUUAAGGACCAAAACCGGAAGAAAAAACUCAAAUCUAUGGAAAAAGAUGAAGAUUCUAAGAAGACAAGCGCUCAUGCAUCUGAUUCAGUGCCCACCACAUCAAGUGAUGCAAAACAAUCAGAAUUAAAUGAAGGGAAAGGCGUUAAGGUUUUGAAGACUGAUACGCAGAGUUAUAAACAUGAAAAUCCAAGGGCAGAAGUGCAAACCAAUCAUAAAUCCGAUGAUUGUAUUGACAAUAACAACCCGUUGGGGAAUGUAUCUGUUGAUGAUUCAAGAAUAAAUUCCUUAAAAGAAGCAAAACAAAUGGAAGAAAAUGAAGGAAAUCAGAUUCCUCCAAGUGUCGAGAUUUGUAAUCAAACGGAGGAUGGCGUGACAUCAUCAAUACCCAAUCUUAUGGAUACUAGUACCAUUAAACAUGAGGCUGGCCAUGAUGCUGUCGAUGAUGCGAAUAAUAACGGAAGAACUUACAGUCGAAGUAACGGAACUAGGUCAAAUAAUAACAAUCUUGAAAAAGUGGACUCCGCCCUAAGUAGUGAACUCGAUACAACAGUUGAAAUAAAAUCAGUAGAAAAUAAUCAUUCUCAAAAUAAUCUUGAAAAGUUUGAUAGUUCCAAGAAAGAAGAUGAUAUUAUAUCUGCGAGUAUUGAAGUGAAGAAAGAUGACCUACCUGUGUCACAAAAGGUGCAAAAUGCCGACAAAACCCCUGUGCCGCACAUUGAUAGUACAGGAGAUGAACCCGCGUGUGGGCCCACUCAGACCAAGACUCAAAUCAAGGGUUCAGAAAGUUCCACUCGGGUGUCUUCGGAAGGCCAGUCAAAAUCACAUAAAGUGACACUUGUGAAAUCUUCUGCUGGAAAAUCUUCUUCUUCAAAACUGUUGUCUGUUCCCGAUAAGGCGAAAUACUCCAACACAGAUGAUCGUAACUCGAGUGGCAAACAGAAAGUAUCUGCCGAUAAUAUUAGUAAGAGUAAGAAAGAUAAUAACGCUUCAAGUGAAAUACUGAAAACCGGGGAUAAUAGUAAUACUAGUGAGAAGCCUAAGAAGUUAGCGAAAGAUAUUCCGAAAUCAUCCUCUACAUCUAUCCUGAAAUCGUCACAUUUGAGCAAGUCUUCUUCACAUGCUCAUGUUUCCAAGAAGAACUCGUCUGAUUUGAAAGACUCAUCUGCUGACUCUGCAAAUUCAUCACGAAGCGAGAGUGGCGCGCAUGAACUAAACCGAAGUACGUCAGAAUUAUCGGUAAAAGGUGAAAAAGCGAGUCAGAUAAAUCGACAGCCUGCACCAAAGAAUCAAAUGCCGCACUCUGUUACCUCAGCUGCGGCCUUAAGUGAUGAAGAGCUUGCGUUACUUCUUCAUCAAGAACUGAACAGUUCUCCUAGAGUUCCGCGGGUGCCACGUAUGCGCCAAGCUGGCAGCUUACCUCAGUUGGCUUCUACUACACCUACGACCAGCACGUUAAUGAAACGAACAUCUUCUUCUGGAGCGAAGGAAAAUGGCUUGGUGUCAAGAAAGAAAAACAAGGAUUUAUCAAAUAAUGGAUCUAGCAACUCUCGUGAGUUUGAUGGACCAAAAAAGGUGUCGAACUCAAGGAGGGUUCAUGAGCCGGUGAAAAGCGGUUCAGCGAAAACAGUGAGCAGCGGUCCGUCUUCUUCUAACGAAGCUAAUGAAAACGCACCUCAAAAUGCUUCGGAUGAAGAAACUGGGGGUCCCACCCAUCGCACUUUACCAGGUUUGCUUGCUGACAUUAUGAGCAAAGGUAAGCGGAUGACAUAUGAAGAACUCUGCAAUGCGGUUUUGCCGCACUGGCCUAAUUUGCGUAAGCAUAACGGGGAGCGUUAUGCAUAUUCGAGUCACUCACAAGCUGUUCUCGAUUGCUUGAGGAACCGAAGUGAAUGGGCCAGAUUGGUUGACCGUGGUCCUAAGACAAAUGCGGGUAGGAAAAGACGCAAGUCUGAUGCUGAUGUGACGAAUCCUGAAUCCGAAGACGAUUACAGCACCGACAGAAACACAAAGGACAUUGAUAGCAACGACUUCCCAAAGGGAAAACGAAAAGCAAGAAAGCAUAGGAGACUUGCGUUGCAAGGAAGAGCGAUAAAGGAUGUUAGAAGGAGACGCAAGGCUGAUGUUGUUAGCGAUGAAGGUGAUUCAUCUUCUGAUUCUAGCGAAGAGAGUGCAUACAGUGACGAAGAGAUGCAAGAUGGAAGAACAUCAGGUCCAAACGAGGCGUCUGCCAGCUCAGAUGAAACCGGAACGUCAUAGCAUUGUGAAAAAUGCCCUUUUAAUGGUAAAUGGUUAGGAGAAAGGGCUUCUUGUAUUGUAGAUUUUUUUUUUCUUUGUUAAAAAAAAUUUGAAGGUAGGAUAAAUGAGUAACAAUUAGUGUGUGAAUGUAUCCAGGAUGAUUAACUAGGAGCUUGUACUUCUAUUUGCACAAAGGUGGUUUAGAAACUUGUUAGAUGGAUGCUUGAUAUAAUAUUUCUAAUCUCUUUCCUGA
Molecule: messenger RNA, 3691 nt
Organism: Helianthus annuus (common sunflower)
Lineage: Eukaryota; Viridiplantae; Streptophyta; Magnoliopsida; Asterales; Asteraceae
Exons: 8
Coding region: 400-3459 (1019 amino acids)
Source: RefSeq, a predicted model, not a curated record